AUGAGACGUGUUUGCCCUUCCAUUCUACAUCGGCAGCUGCUGCCACCUUCACUCCCUGUGAGCGGCUGCCGUGGCACCCUUGUAUCAGUGGCCCCCAGGGGGGCCCCUGGGGCGCCCCAGAGGCCCUCAGGAGUUGCUGUUGCUCUCUCCGCAGUCAGCGCUGCUGUGCCUGAUGCCCGCACGAAGCCACAGUGGGCGUGGGUUUGCGGUGGUCUGGGGGGACGCGUGGGGUUGAGAGGUCUGUCAACAUCUGAUAGCUCUGCUGAGGGGGGCGAAGUGGGGACUGAGGGGAAGGAGGAGCGACAUGUUUUCCAGGCAGAGACGCAGAAGCUGCUACAGAUCGUUACGCAUUCCCUCUACACCGACAAGGAAGUCUUCAUUCGGGAGCUCAUCUCCAAUGCGUCCGACGCGCUGGAGAAACUCAGGUUCCUGCAAGCAACGGAGCAGCAGCAGGAGGGGAAGCAACACCAGCAGCAGGAUCGAGGGCAGCUCCGCGUCGUCUUGCGUGUUAACCCUGAAGAGAAGACAUUCAUCAUUGAGGACAACGGAGUGGGAAUGAACCGCGAUGAACUCGUUAAAAAUUUGGGCACCAUCGCGAGAAGCGGGUCGCUCGAAUUUCUGAAGAAUGCGGGGCCAGAUGCGAGCAAAGACAUCAUAGGCCAAUUUGGCGUGGGGUUCUACUCUAGUUUCGUGGUGUCCGAGCGUGUGGAGGUGUACACGCGAUCUCGGGACAGUGGCAAGGUGCUGCGGUGGUGCAGCGACGGCUCAGGUUCUUUUACGUUGUCUGCUGCCCCAGCUGAGUCUCUCAGCUUUCCCUCGGGCACCAGAAUCGUCUGUCAUUUGAAGCGGGACAGUGGCAAGGUGCUGCGGUGGUGCAGCGACGGCUCAGGUUCUUUUACGUUGUCUGCUGCCCCUGCUGAGUCUCUCAGCUUUCCCUCGGGCACCAGAAUCGUCUGUCAUUUGAAACAGGACUGUCUGGAGUUCGCGAAUCCUCACCGAGUCAAGGAAUGCGCUCAGAAAUUCUCGGCCUUUGUCAACUUUCCGGUGUUCAUGGAGGAGAAGGGUAAGGAGGUUCAGGUCUCAUCGCAGGAGGCCUUGUGGCUUAAACCCUCUGCCACCGCUGAUGAGCACAAGCAGUUCUUUAGACAUCUCACGAACCAGUCUUGGGGGGAGCCAUUUUACACAAUCAUGUUUUCAGCUGACGCGCCACUGAGCAUUCGCUCCGUCUUGUACUUCCCGGCGGACCCCCCGAACCGUCUUUUCCAGACAGGUCCUCUGGAGAGUGGGGUUUCUCUGCUGUCUCGUCGUGUGCUCGUGAAGAAGAGCGCCACGGAUCUUCUUCCUAAGUGGCUUUGGUUCCUCCGAGGGAUCAUAGACUGCGAGGACCUCCCCCUGAACGUCAGCAGAGAGCACAUGCAAGAUUCUGUGCUGCAGCGCAAGCUGUCUACAGUCGUCGUUAAGCGCAUCCUCAGGUUCCUCAACGACCAGAUGAAAUCAGACCCUGCGAAGUAUCAGAAGUUUUACCAGAAGUACUCUCAAAACAUAAAAGAAGGCGUCUUGGAGGAUGCACACAGUGGCAGCACCUACAAAGACAUGUUGCUGCCUCUCCUUCGGUUUGAAUGCUCUUCUGAGGAGGCUGGCAAGAUGAUUACUUUAGACGAAUACCUCGAGAAAAUGCCAGCAAAACAGAAACACCUUUACUACUACUGCUGCUCAGAUAGAACGACGGCGCUUUCCUCUCCCUACAUGGAGCAGUAUGUCGCGAAGGGCCGCCCCGUGAUCUUGAUGACGGCGGACAUCGAUGAGUUCCUGGCGAUGAAUCUCUCCGACACUCUUGCCUCCCGAGUGACUACUGUCAAGUUUUCCGAGCGGCUUCUGUCUUCCCCUGCAGUCGUCUCGGGCUUUCUCUCUCCCACACUUAGGCGGAUGAUGAAAGCCACCUUGCAGGGAGCCCCCGAGGCACAGCUUAACCUAGCGAGCCUUCCGGCCACUCUUGAGCUAAACCCUUCACACGAGCUGGUGACGUCCCUGUAUCAUCUCCGCAGCUCAAAUCCAGAUGUGGCCAAGCUCUUGGUGGAGCAGCUGUUUGACAACGCCUGCGUCGCCGCAGGAAUAAUGGAAGAACCCAAGUCCAUGCUGGGGAGAUUGAAUAAGCUGAUGUCUCUAACGGCCCAAUACGCCUACCAUCACGCAGGGGCUGCUGCUGCCCAGCCUUCCCCGACAUCCGGGGAGGCAGCGAAAGCAGCGCCUGAGGAGGCUGCCGAGACGGCUAGAGUUUAA
Eimeria mitis is the source of this 2280-nucleotide messenger RNA. RefSeq names its product heat shock protein 90, putative. Gene Ontology annotation, biological process: protein folding. The transcript is spliced from 13 exons. The coding region runs from base 1 to 2280 and encodes 759 amino acids. The record is from RefSeq and is a predicted model, not a curated record. Gene Ontology annotation, molecular function: protein kinase binding; ATP hydrolysis activity; ATP binding. NCBI's taxonomy places the organism in Eukaryota, Apicomplexa, Conoidasida, Eucoccidiorida, Eimeriidae. Gene Ontology annotation, cellular component: mitochondrial inner membrane.